UAAAGUUAUUGAUGAAUUUAUAUGCGAAUGUCAGUCAAAUUCGGGACUUCCUCUACACAUUAUGGAAUGGAUCUCACCUGACCAAUUAGAAGAUAUAACGCCCCUUGUAAAGGGUGGAAUUUCUACAAUAUAUGUCGCAACAUGGAAACGCGGAGCGAUAUUAGAUUUUAAUGAAAGCAAACAAGAAUUUGUUUAUAGUGGCCCUCAGAAGGUUGUGUUAAAAUCUUUAAACAGUCCAGGCAAUCCUUAUGAGAUGGUUUUUAGAGAGGCAAAAAAAUUUAUUCAAAUUAGAUCUGGUGACAUUGUUAAUGCGUAUGGCAUAACCAAAAUUAAAAUUCCUGGUAAUAAUAAUUAUGCCAUAGUUAUGAAUUAUUUUGCAGAUGGCAAUUUACGAGAUUAUCUAAUAAGAAAUCGGGGAAUAAAUUUAAAAGAUAAAAUCUUUGCUAUUUGGCGAAUUUGUUUAGCUUUGUCAAAUAUCCAUCAACAAGAUCUAAUUCACUGCCAUUUGCAUAGAUCAUGCCGUCCAGUAGACGAUAAACGCAUAGAUAAAUUAUAUGGAACUGUUCCAUAUAUGGCACCUGAAUUAUUGUUGCAUAAAAAAUAUUCAAAAGCAACUGAUAUUUAUAGUUUAGGAGUCUUGAUGUGGGAAAUAUUUGCCGUAAACCAGCCUUUCGAUUAUAUACCUGACAAUUAUCAAUUAGCGAAAGAAAUUAUUUGUGGCUUAAAGUUACAAAUGGUACCCGAGAUUCCAAACAGGAUUCAAAACCUUAUUUACCGAUGUAUGGACACAAAUCCUUUAAAAAGGCCAACUAUCGAACAAAUUCUUGUCAUUAUAAAAAGCAUAUACAAAGAAAUCUAUGAAAGCAAAGAAUUGAUUAUUGAAUACGAAAAAAAGAAAUCAUAUUAUUCACCUCCAGGAAUAUUUUUAAAACC
Molecule: messenger RNA, 933 nt
Organism: Racocetra fulgida
Lineage: Eukaryota; Fungi; Glomeromycota; Glomeromycetes; Diversisporales; Gigasporaceae
Source: the annotation of a GenBank genome assembly